This is a messenger RNA of Tripterygium wilfordii, 646 nucleotides long. Its product is annotated as precursor of CEP4. Bases 188 to 499 code for a protein of 103 amino acids. Lineage: Eukaryota; Viridiplantae; Streptophyta; Magnoliopsida; Celastrales; Celastraceae. The transcript is spliced from 3 exons. The record is from RefSeq and is a predicted model, not a curated record.
UUACGGGUCUUGUGACGAAGGGUCGAGGCAGUUUCAUGGCGAAAGGAAGGAAGAUGUUGGCAUAAAGAGUGGUGAACAGUGAAACCAAGUGAGAGUUGGUGUCUAAAUUACACCCUGCGAAGAUUAUAUUGAUGAUAUCUCUCUCUUAUCUUAGGAACGGUGAUGCUGGUCUUCGGAAUGGGUCUUUAUGAGCCUUUUGUUAGCAAUCCGGGUUCCGCUCAGUCACAAUCGGGCAAAGGAGUUCCACAGGGCUCAAAUCUUUUGGCUUAUUCACCCUCAAGCGAAAAGGCCUCUAAAUAUGCAGUUACCAAAGAGUGUUCACCCACCACCACCAGUAAAGCCUGGAGUAUCUGAUUCGAGUGAGCAGAGACCUCCUUCCAUUGAUAGAUAUUACAGUAGAAUAAAUCGUUACAAAUUUACUGAGGCAGAAGCCUUCAGGCCAACAAGUCCAGGUCAUAGCCCCGGUGUUGGCCAUAAAGAACCUCCAUCUGCUCCUUGAUAUAUAGAUUGCUCGUUGUGGCCUUUGCUUGGUGACUGGUGAGAGGAAAAAUAAUAAGUUUUCUAAAAGCUUGCUUGAGACUGGGGUGGAGAGAGCUUAUGGCAGCAUGAGUGUCACAGGGUUUUGACUGCUUGCAUAGAAAACGAC